Messenger RNA from Colias croceus (clouded yellow), 975 nucleotides. It is a transcript of the gene shrb, whose product is annotated as charged multivesicular body protein 4b. Bases 147 to 815 code for a protein of 222 amino acids. The transcript is spliced from 5 exons. The record is from RefSeq and is a predicted model, not a curated record. Gene Ontology annotation, biological process: vesicle budding from membrane; late endosome to vacuole transport via multivesicular body sorting pathway. Gene Ontology annotation, cellular component: ESCRT III complex; cytoplasmic side of plasma membrane; multivesicular body. NCBI's taxonomy places the organism in Eukaryota, Metazoa, Arthropoda, Insecta, Lepidoptera, Pieridae.
UUGUUAUAUGGAUGACGCAUACCCUAUACAAAAGCAGUGAAUAAAUGUUAUGUGCAAUUUUGGAUUCUAUAAUCUCUAGGCGUAAUUAGUUCAAUCUUGUGAUAGAGGGUUUUGUUUUACAUCUAGCGUAAUAAGAACUAAACAAAAUGAGUUUCCUUGGUAAGCUCUUCGGAGGCAAGAAAGAGGAGAAGGGACCAACAACACACGAAGCUAUACAGAAAUUACGUGAGACGGAGGAGCUGUUAAUCAAAAAACAGGAGUUUCUAGAGAAAAAAAUCGAAGGAGAAAUACAAACGGCUAGGAAAAAUGGCACUAAAAAUAAGAGAGCGGCGAUUGCUGCGCUCAAACGUAAGAAGCGUUAUGAGAAACAGCUCACACAGAUCGAUGGGACACUCACACAGAUUGAAGCGCAGAGGGAGGCACUAGAGGGAGCCAACACUAACGCUCAAGUGCUCAACACAAUGAAGGAGGCGGCAAAUGCUAUGAAACUGGCUCAUAAAGAUAUCGACGUGGACAAAGUGCACGACAUUAUGGACGACAUCGCAGAACAGCACGAUAUCUCACGUGAGAUUACCGAAGCUAUCAGUAAUAAUGUGGCCUUCCCCAAUGAUAUUGAUGAAGACGAGCUUGAGAGGGAAUUGGAGGAGUUGGAACAGGAGGAACUAGACAAAGAAAUGAUUGGAAUCAAUGUACCAGCGGACAAUCUACCAGAUGUGCCCACCGCGGAGCUGGCCACCGAUAAGCCUAAACCUAGCAAAUCUAAGGAGACUGAGGACGACAAAGAAUUCGCGCUGCUACAAUCCUGGGCUACAUAAAAACCUCAAUAAUAAUGUGCUUGUGAUAAAAUGCAAUUCAUAUAACUGGCAUGCAUACAGCUUAAAUAAUUUCUCACUAUAUAAUAUAAUAAUAUGUUAUAGGGGUUGUACAUUGUUCAUAUAAGAAUUUGUUUAGAAAUAAAAAUAUUUUUUUAAUGUU